Molecule: messenger RNA, 1587 nt
Organism: Parascedosporium putredinis
Lineage: Eukaryota; Fungi; Ascomycota; Sordariomycetes; Microascales; Microascaceae
Source: the annotation of a GenBank genome assembly
AUGCAGGAGAAGCCCCUCGGCGCCGCCGCGGCCUUACCCGCCCCCGUGGAGGAAGUCGACGUGCUCAUCUGCGGCAGCGGCUCCGCCGGCCUCAGCGCCGCCCACGGCCAGGCCGACGGCGUGCAGUGCCGCACCGUCGAGGUCAUGGAGAGCUUCGGCCUGUCCGAGCCCGUCCUGCGCGAGGCCUACCACGUCCUCGAGGUCGCGUUCUGGGGAGACGACGGCAACGGCGGCAUCGCGCGGGGUAACAUUGCGCCCGAUACGCAGGUUGGGCUCACGCACUUGCCUCACGUUAUUCUCAGCCAGGGCCGCAUGAACGACCUCUUGAUCCAGGAAACCGUCCGUGCUGGCGGCGAGUCGAGGAUACGCUACGACACCGAGGUCAAGGACAUUCACGUCGACCCCGCCACCGCCAACGACCCUAAUGCGCACUGCGUCACCGUCAGCGCUGUCCAGGACGGCGUCGAGCGUCAGUACCGCGCGAAAUACGUCUUGGGUUGCGACGGUGCGCACAGCCAAGUGCGCAAGUCCCUCGGCUUCAAGAUGGUCGGCGACAGCUCCGACGCGGUCUGGGCCGUCAUGGACAUCCACCCCAAGACCAACUUCCCCGACAUCCGCAAAAAGGCCAUCCUCCACUCCAAGGCCGGCAACAUCAUGAUCAUCCCCGCGAGGGCGACUCCAUGCCUCGUCCCCACCAUCCAGGACAUCUUCUACCCCUAUACCAUGGAGAUCGCCGAGACAGUUUGGUUCUCCGCCUACCUCAUCGGCCAGCGCCGCGCCGACUACUUUACGCAGAACAACCGCGGCAUGAAUGUCAGCCUCCAGGACGGCUACAACAUUGGCUGGAAGCUGGCCGGCGUGCUCCGCGGCGAGUUCCGCCCCGAGAUCCUGGACACGUACGUCAGCGAGCGGGAGAAGACGGCCACCGAGCUCAUCGAGUUCGAUCGCUACUACACCAAGCUCUUCAACACGCAAUACCGCAAGGAGAACAACAUCUCCGAGGACGACUUCUCCAAGGAGUUCGUCAAGGCUGGUCUUUACACCACCGGCCUCGCCACCCACUCCCUGCUCAUGCGAUUCUCCGACGCGAAGCCCCUGCAGCUCGUCAAGGCCAUGCCGUCCGACUCUCGGUGGAAUGUCGUGGUCUUCCCCGGCGACCUGAACAAGAAGGAAUCCGCCGAGCGGUUCGAAAAGGCCACCAUCGAACUCAUCAAGACCGCGAACGCCUUCACGCCCGCAGACAAGGACAUCAACAGCGUCAUCAACCCCGUCGUGGUCCUUUCCACGGAGCGCAAGGAUCUAUCGCAAAACCAAAUUCCCGAAUUCUAUACCCCCUACUGUGGCCCGCGCAACGUGCGGUGGCUCCACAAUGUCUUUACCGACGAGGCCGGUCCUUACUCUCCCCACGGCCACGCCUAUGAGAAGUACGGCAUUGACCCCAACCGUGGCGCUCUCGUAAUUGUUAGGCCCGAUCACUAUAUUUCCAAGGUCCUUCCUCUCGAGCAGGCCGCCGAGGUCAAGACCUUCCUCGAGGGAUUCAUGAUCCCCAUCAGCCAGAGGGGCUCGCACAAGAACGGAAAGUUGUAG